AUGCGUGUGUGGGCGCGAGCGGUGUUAGGCAUGCGAGUGUGUUGUGUUACUGUGCUAGCGGCGCUGGCGCUGCGCACCGCUGCAGAACCAGCGCCGCGACGCUUCCCCACCGAGUGGCGAGCCGGACGCGAACUACAGAUCCGAUCACGACCACUCCAAGAAAUCUUCGAACCGGACUCUGGCACCGAAACAGAAACUUAUACGUCACAGCAUGAGAUGCACAAGGAUCGACGCAGGAUGCGCAACAAUAAACGUGCGCUACACAUCCCCGCGGAACUGGCCAGCCAAAUGAUGCUGCGGGCUUCGCGAUCCGGCCGCCCCUAUGAUGUUCCACAAAUUGAAUGCCCACCGGCUGCGGAUGGAAUGGAAAGAUUCGCAUGUCCCACUCCUGAUCGCCAGGGACGCUAUAGAUGCAUUGACGACCAUGUUCUAUGCGACGGCUUCAUAGACUGCCCCAACGGGGAAGACGAAGACCGACAAGCGUGCAUGUUCUAUAAAACGACAAAAGCCCACUUGGAUGUCCUGGCCGAUGCGCUUUUGCGGUGGGCGCGCGGUCGCUAA
This is a messenger RNA of Danaus chrysippus (African queen), 561 nucleotides long. NCBI's taxonomy places the organism in Eukaryota, Metazoa, Arthropoda, Insecta, Lepidoptera, Nymphalidae. The record is from the annotation of a GenBank genome assembly.